This is a messenger RNA of Rotaria sp. Silwood2, 2496 nucleotides long. NCBI's taxonomy places the organism in Eukaryota, Metazoa, Rotifera, Eurotatoria, Philodinida, Philodinidae. The record is from the annotation of a GenBank genome assembly.
AUGUCCUAUGUAUCAUCUAUUGAAUUAAGAAAAGUUCGUCCUGAAGCAGUCAAUGAAAAAAGUGUUAUUGAAUCCGUUGUUGAUCUAUUUCAUGAUGUAGUAGAAAAAGUUCCUCAAGCUUACUCAAUAUCUUCUCGUUCGGCUAACAAUGACCAAUUUGAAACAAUAGAAUGGAUACGUUUUCUUUCUAAUGCACAUGAAUGGCAUUCAUCAAUACGUAUUGAUACACUUGUUUUAUUAGUUGCAUAUAAAAGUGGUUUAUCAUUAUGGACAAUUGAAAAUAAUGGAAUAGCCAACGAGCUAUUUUCAAUUCGUGAACAUAAUUUAAGUUCUGUAUGUUUAUUAAUACCUAAUACAUAUCCAGAUGAUUCAUACUAUUCUCAACGUCCUUUAUUUGCAUUUGCUAAAUCAGCAGGACCACCAUCAAUACAAAUACGUUCAUUAAAAAAUGAUCAAAAACCACUAAAAAUUAUUAAUUUACCUGGUAUUGGCCCACAAAGUGAACCAUUAUGGAUUGAAUCAAAUAAAUCUGUACUUAUAUGUGCAACACAUACAUUUAUUAUUGGUUAUGAUUUAAUAAAAUUUGAUGAAAAAUUUUUUAUAACAAAUUGUUAUUCAUCAAUACCGUAUGCAUUAUCAACACGAUGGUUAGCAUUUGUUGAUUAUCGUCUUUAUUUAAUUCAUCAAUCUUUGGGUGGAAUUGAUGGUAAUAUAUCAGAACAAUAUGUAUCAUAUACAGGUGCAAUGUUAAGUGCAGCUAAAUCAUUAUCAAAAAGUGUUGUUAAAAUUGGUGAAAGUUUUUUUGGUUAUGGAAAUACUGGAUUGCAACAAUUGAAUAGUACAAAUAUGAAUGAUAAAACAGUACCAAAUCCAACACAAUCAUCACCGACAACAAUACAUAAUAGUAAUACAAAUUCAACACGACAUCGACGUGGAUCAACGAAAGAUGAAUCACAAGCGGGUAUUGUGACGGUUGUUGAUACAAUUAAAUUAUUUGGUUCAUCUAUUCAUGAUGAAAGACAAAAUUGGAUCAUUGCUCAUUUUCAAGCUCAUACAGAACCUGUUAGCCAUUUACAAUUUAAUCCUAGUGGACAUUUACUUGUAACAUGUGAUAUUAGUGGACAUUACUUUAAUGUAUUAGAGAUUCAAGCAUCGCCUUAUCGUUGUACUAGAACAUAUAUUAAACAUUUAUACACCUUAUUUCGUGGUGAUACUGAUUGUAUAGUUUCUCAUAUGACAUUCACUAUUGACAGUCGAUGGCUUGCUGUAUCAACGAAACGUGGUACAACCCAUCUGUUUGCAAUCAAUCCAUAUGGAGGUGUUGUCAAUGUUCGUACACAUACAAAACCUCAUGUUGUAAAUAAAACUAGUCGUUAUCAUCGUACUGCUGGUCUCGAUGAGCAACCAAUUCGUCAAACGAAUAACAUCAACAAUGAUAGUGGAAUAAAAAAUUCGCCGUUAAAUCCUCUAACUAAUUCACCAUCAAAUACAAUCAAUGGUCAUAAUAAUAACUAUUCAAGUUUAAUACGUACGAAACGAAUAAAUAAUGAAUGUAUUUUUUCAACAGCUGUUACAUUAAUUCGUCAGCCAACUGAUAGUUUUGUUAGUGGUCUUAGUGCACCAUUUAAUGUUGAUUCAUUAUGUCUGGCAGCUACAUUUGGAAUUUCACGAGGUUUUCUUAAUCCCGAAGAUAUGAUUAAUCUUCAAGAACAUACAUCUAGAGCAUGUAGCUCAUUGUUUAUAAUUAGUUGGCAUGGCCGUUUAAUUGAAUAUGUUCUUGAACCAAAAGCUGAUACAACUAAACAUGGUACACGUGUUACAUCUGAAACACCACUUGCACUCACAGUUACUCCAAAAGCACAAUGGAAACUUCAAAAAUUAAUUACUUGGCCAGAAGUUCGUAUGUCUAUUGGUUAUUCAUUUUUAGCUCAAGGACAUCGACCAAUAUCUGGAAAUAAAAUUCAUUCAAAAGAUGAUUGGCUUCGUCAGGUUGAAAUGAAUACGCAUGUUGGUCCACAUCGUCGUCUAUGGAUGGGUCCACAGUUUCAAUUUAAACAUUAUUCUGAAGCAACAGUUAGUGUUUGUCAUCCAAAUUCAAAUGUAUUUACAGCUGAUUCACCACAAACAUCAAUGAAUGUUGUAGAUGCAGAUUUAACUAGUUUACCAAUGGAAAGAUCGAAAUCUACGCCUGUAUAUGUACCAAAUAUGCAUAAAGAUAUUUCUCCAGCUUAUAUUGAAGUUGGUUCGGGUAGUUUUCAGGAUGCUCCAUCGUUGAGUAUAUAUGGAAGUUCCUUUGAUAGUUUAAAAUCUGAUUUAGAAGUUGAACUUGCAGAAAAACUAGCUGAUGCUGCUAUUGAUAUACCAUUAAAAAAUGUUGUUAAUGGUGAUACAACUGAUUCGUUAAGUUCAUCGAGUUGCAGUAGUACAGUCGUACGAUCGUUACAAACAAAUCAUUCAGCGGAAAAUAUAAUUCAAUUUGCUGAUAUGGCUGAUUAG